AAGGAAAAACCUGCCAACGAUAUGGCAACAAUCUAUAUGAUGCAGCAAUUAGCAUUACAUAUACAGUGUAAUACUUGAGUUUAAUACGUUCACUGACCAUGUACCCUUCCUUUCUGCUUUAAAAUGAACGGAAACGUAAAGUUCCACUGUCAUGCCUAUAAACAUUCUAAAAUAAAUACCGUAAUGAAAAAUACAUACAUCAUUAUUCACUUCAAUAUCUACACCCAAAAAAAAUAAAUAAGAGCAGACAGCGCGUCACCGAUGCGCAAAGUUGCGGAAGUCUCAUUCGACAUCCAAGUGGUCGCCAUAUUGCCUGCAUCUUCUGUCCGUGACGUCGCACUGGGACGUUGGCCAUUAAAAACGCGCUGUGCCACCUACUACGGGACACGGAAGCUCUUGUCGAAGAAGAGGACAUCUCACAACCGAGUCGAAUGUUACCCUAUCGUUUCGAGCCACGUUUAGAUGAUAUCCGGCUCACUUCUAACGAACGAGCCAGCCCGGCCGAAGCCGUCUGCCGCAGAAGCCGACGGGUACAUCGACACAUUUAGCACCCCCUGAUUUACAGCCGGAUGUUUGGUUACAUUCUGAGAGGAUUACGUCCCCCAACUAUUGUUUAUUUUAGUCUCUCUACACCAGGGGUCACCACCACGGUGCGUCCGGGCGAAUGGUAGCCCGAUCCGAUCUUCGGCGGCAGCGGAGGUCUUUAGCCUAGCUUCGGCGCCCGGGGCUAACGGCCUCCGCCGCCUGGCAACUCGGCUCCCGGCCCGCUGCCGGAGCUCGCCCGUCAGACUCCGCGUCAUUCCCGCCCGAAGAACCAUCCGAAUAUUCAACAUUAAUUCCAUCCGCAGGUUCAAAUCUGUAUGGAAGUAUUCCUGCGUCUUCCCCGAUAAACCGAUACCGCCAUUUCUUCACCAGAUGAGGAUAAAUACGAGAAAUCGUCCCAUGAAACCGAGCCUUUGUUGCGGCACAUAUCUCCGCGCGUGGGUCAUGCGACUUGCAAAAAUGGCAGCCCCCCCCCCCCGAAUAGCCGUAAUUCUCGAUAAAAAUCUUUUUCAAAACAUUAUCAGAUGAGAGAGGAUUUGACAUCACAUUGUCAAAAUAGGAGAAAUAUGACGUGAACUAUUUGAUACAUUGUUAAUGCAAAACAGUGGAUUUCCCCUUUAAUAACAACCACAUAAAUUAAUUUAUGAUUUGGAACCAGCUUUCAGUAGAUCGAAACCAAACACGAUGAGCACUUGCAGUCAUAUAUUCUUAAUCCUCUGAGAAGAAGACGCACGCAUACCGGCUGUCAGGAGGGAAGGGGAGGGGGGUGUACUGUGUCUUUAAAGGGGUGUUGGUCGACGGAGAGGUAGCACAUAGGUUGAAUUUAGUCGCAAAGGAACACGGCGUACGCUGUUGUUGUUUAUUUUUAUGUUUCUGUUUGUUUGUUUGUUGUUUUUUUUGUGCUUUUACAGCAGCAGACGUGCGCGCGCCUUGCAGCCAUGGGAGAAGCGGAGACGCGUCAGAGGUUGCUGCGCAGUGUGAAGAAAGAGGUGAAACAGAUCAUGGAGGAGGCAGUGACGAGGAAAUUCGUCCACGCCGACAGCAGUCACAUAGUUUCCUUCUGUGCCGUGGUGGAGGCCUGCGUGCUCCACGGGCUGAAGCGACGCAUCGCCGGACUGCUGUGCAGCAACAAGGUGGCGGCGCUCUUCCUGAAAGUGGCCAAAAGCUCCGUGCCCGCCGAGCAGCUGUGCCACAAGGUCCAAGAACUGGAGCAACUCAUCGAAAACAGCAAACAGAACAAUUCCUCGCUGAACAGCGAGCGCAGCCGGCAGUCCAAGUUGAACAACCUUCCGCCCCAGGCCCUCAAACACUUGUGGAUCCGGACGGCUCUGCUGGAGAAGCUCUUGGACAAGAUCAUCCUGUACCUGGUGCAGAACGCCAGCACUUUUUACGAGAAAGAAGCCAUGCUGAUGGAUCCUGUGGACGGACAGAUUCUCGCAUCACUAUUGGUCGGUCCCUGCGCACUGGAAUACACCCACGUCAAGACCGCCGACCAUUUCUGGACGGACCCGUCGGCCGACGAGCUCGUACAGAGGCACCGCAUCCACAGCGGACACUGUCGACAGGAUUCUCCCUCCAGGAGGCCUGCCCUGAUUCAGAAGAGACAGUCCAGCGGCAGCAUGGACGAUCGCCCUCUGGUGUGGGCGAGGGAGUAUGUUGAGUCGCUGCACCAGAACUCCAGAACCACGCUGCUGUUUGGCAAGAACAACGUCCUGGUGCAGCCGAGGGAUGACAUGGAGGCCAUCCCGGGCUACCUCUCUCUGCAUCAGACGGGAGAACUGAUGACACUUAAAUGGACGCCCAAUCAGUUGAUGAACGGCAAUGUGGGGGAGCUGGAUUCUGAGAAGAGUGUCUACUGGGAUUACGCCAUGACGAUUCGCUUGGACGAGAUCGUGUAUCUCCACUGUCAUCAGCAAGUGGACAGUGGUGGAACCGUGGUGUUGGUAAGCCAGGACGGCAUCCAGAGGCCUCCAUUGCAUUUCCCCAAAGGAGGCCACCUACUCCAGUUUCUCACCUGCCUAGAGACAGGCCUUCUUCCUCACGGCCAGCUGGAGCCACCGCUUUGGAAUCAGCGAGGGAAGGGAAAGGUUUUCCCCAAACUGCGAAGGAGGAGCCCGCAUAGCUCAUGCGACUCGGUGUCUGAUAAAGAGGAUGACGAAGCCACAGAUUACGUCUUUCGGAUCCUCUUUCCUGGCAAUCAAAUUGAGUUCAUGCCUUUAGAGCUGAUGGACCAGGGUAUAAACAUGUGGCAACCUGAAGCCAGGAAGUCCUCCGGCUCCUCCUGCUCACAGACGGGUUCGUCCGACAGCUCUCUGCCAAGUGGCUGCAGUCAGGAACGGGCUCCUCUGAAGCUCCUCUGCGACACCAUGAAGUACCAGAUCAUCUCACGCGCAUUCUAUGGAUGGCUGGCGUACUGCCGUCACCUGUCCACAGUUCGCACCCACCUUUCUGCUCUGGUCAACACUACGAUAGUCUUCCCUGAUGUGCCCUCAGAUGCACAAGGAGGUCUCUCUGCUGAUGUAUGGACCAGGUUUCUCCAGGACAGCUCUGCCUACGAAGAACUUGAAAUACACAGGCUGGUGUACUUUGGAGGUGUGGCACCUUCACUGCGCAAGGAAGUCUGGCCCUUCCUGUUGGGACACUACCGUUUCACAAUGAGUGAGAAAUCCAGGCUGGAGACGGACGAGCAGACGCGCCUCCUGUACGAGCAGACCGUGAAAGAGUGGCAAGGCUGCGAGGCCAUCGUGCGCCAGAGGGAGCGGGAGAAACACGCAGAAGCCCUCGCCCGGUGUUCGUCCGGCACCAGCGUCGAGCGAGGGCCAGUGGUGGAGCGGGACUCCACCAUUAGUACAGAUUCAUCACUAUGCAGCAGCUCCGAUCCACAGAAUACACGGUCACAGAGCGACUCCAGCAGUAGUGCGCCGGUGUUUGCAUCAGUUGAUGCCAUGGAGACGAUGCCCGAAGGAGAUCAAAUAGAGCACAAUGGUCCAGGAAAGGACAUCCCAGGUGGUCUCUCUGGGUCCAGCGGCCUAUCUUGCCCGGAUGUGUCAAAACCACCACCAGCUAGCGACAGCUACCUUCUAUUGACGGAACCAGCUCUUGCAUCUGCAACCUCUCGGCAGUCGGCGAAGGCGUCAGAUAACUUUCAGGAAUUUAUUGCGCAAUUAUCGCCCGACGGGGUUAAGGUACUUGAGUCGACACCCGAGGACAUCCUCUUGGUGAGUGAGAAAAUUGAGAGUCCUGAAGCUGCUGAAAUGAGCAAGCCCUCAGAAGCGGCGGGGAAAUCUGCAAACCCGACCAUUGACUUCCGAUCUCCCCCAGACAACGUCAACGUUAUUACUCUUGAAACCGAGAUUCAGAAUGAAUAUUUCCAAGCGCCGCUGCUCGGGCAGGCUCUUCAAGCACAAAAUCGGAGAAGUCAAGAAAAGGAUGCAUUGGAAAAAAAUAUGCCAACAUUAAAUAUGGAUCCAGAGAGUUGCAAACAAGCAGAAACAUUGGACAAGCUGCGCUCGCAAUUGUUGGCUGCUUGUCUGUUGGAGGCAGACGCAACAGAAUCCACAGAUUCAGCUGCGUCUGAAACCAGAAAUGUGUCAGAAAUCUCAAACUCACCAGCCAGGCGAGUACUUGACGCUCUCCAGUCGGCGUCCCGCGGGAGCCUUUCGCUGUCAUCUCAUACCAGGCAGUCCCCGGACUCGGAUGAGUCUCCCUCAGCCCUGGAGAUGGAGGACAUUCCUGCUGGGGUGGCCUGCUUGAACCUCGAGGAACUGAACACCAGGCCCUUGACGGUCCUCGCGGCCCCACCCGCGUGCCUAUCUCGGAGAGUGAAGAUGGCACCAGAGGACCUCGUCCCGGAUCCGCUUCUGGGCACUGCUUGCAACACCAGUCCAGAUGACACUGACAUAGGGCUGUCCGAAGACGAGCCCGAUGCAGAAAAUGAGUUUGAUGCACCAGAGUCUGCAAUGGCGGCGCCGGAGUCCAAAAAGGAAGACUCUUCGGCUCAACAAAUGUACUCUCAAGAAACCAUGGACAUGUACCUCAUCAACUUGCAUCGCAUCGACAAAGACGUCAGACGGUGUGACCGUACUUACUGGUACUUCACUCCUGAAAACCUGGACAAGCUAAGGAACAUCAUGUACAGCUAUGUGUGGCUGCACCUGGACACUGGUUACGUCCAGGGCAUGUGCGACAUAUUGGCGCCGCUGCUGGUUAUCCUCGACAACGAGGCGAUGGCGUUCAGCUGCUUCACCGAACUGAUGAAAAGGAUGAACCAGAACUUUCCCCACGGGGGUGCCAUGGACUCUCACUUUGCCAACAUGCGCUCGCUCAUUCAGAUCCUGGAUUCUGAGCUGUUCGAGUUGAUGCAGCAGAACGGCGACUACACCCACUUCUACUUCUGCUAUCGAUGGUUUCUGCUGGACUUUAAAAGAGAAAUGGUGUACGAUGACGUUUUCUCCGUGUGGGAGACCAUCUGGGCGGCGGCGUACACCACCUCAGAGCAUUUUGUGCUUUUCAUUGCACUCGCACUGGUGGAAAUGUACAGGGACAUCAUCCUGGAGAACAACAUGGACUUCACUGAUAUAAUCAAGUUUUUUAACGAAAUGGCCGAACGACACGACAUCCCGCGGGUCCUGACGAUGGCUCGAGACCUGGUCCACAAAGUGCAGACACUCAUAGAAAACAAGUGAUCCUAUACUCUGCUCUGUUAGCUUUUGAGUCACAUGCGCUACACACACACAUACAUACACACAAAAAAGUGUUUAACGCAGUGAGGGUCUUAAGUGGUUAUACGUGAUUAUCAGCCCAAGACUUGUGUUGCUCAUAAAUCUAAUGAGGGGAGACAAGAAAGGCCAGUACAUCAAUUUAUUUUUCACGUGCUAUUCACCUAGUGAAUGUACCCUUUUUGGAACAGCUUCAGGAUGUUAGUUUUGCCUUAAAUGUUGCCAUUUUUUUCAGGGAUACACAAAAAAAAAAAAAAAAAAAUCUUAAAUCAAUAACGUCUUGUGAUGCUUGUUGGGAUUCAAUCAGUAUAUAUAUAAAAAAAAUGAACUUGGUGUGUCCGAGAUGCACAUCUGGGACCUGAUGCGGCUAUCAGAAAACAUCACUUGGCACCCAUCUUGAAUUUGUAAAUGCUUGGCGCUUUAAUUUUCUGAACAUUCUCUCAUUAAUACCACUUUUCCAUAAAAAUAUUACGAUCUUUCUUUCGAGGUCAACUCCGCACAUUUCCAGGUUAACUUCUCUGUGGUUUCUUCGCAGUCAUGCAGUUCUACUUUAAAGGUUUUGACUGGGUUCAUGUCAGGCCUUAAACCAAAUGGGUUCACAUGGGUGGCGGCGAUGCGGAUUUACUUUGGAUAACGCGCCGCUAAUCAUUUCGCGAGCGCAUCGUAAACCGUCAAAAUGAUUCAACGGUUGCUGAUCAGUUCCCGAUGAUUCCCCAUCAAGCGUCUCCAUGCGUUUCUCAGAAACCCGCCCGUGUUGUGUGCGUACUGUUCCUUUUGUCAGUUGUGCUGUAUACAACGACCCACUGUACAAACGCUAGCACAUUUAAAUGCAAUACAAUGUCUAUACGUGGGCUUUAUUUAUCAUGAACAGAGCUCAGAGGAGAAAAAUAUAUAUAUCCCAUUGAAGACAAAUAUUUUAUUUUU
Messenger RNA from Syngnathoides biaculeatus (alligator pipefish), 6185 nucleotides. It is a transcript of the gene sgsm1b, whose product is annotated as small G protein signaling modulator 1b. Bases 1482 to 5228 code for a protein of 1248 amino acids. NCBI's taxonomy places the organism in Eukaryota, Metazoa, Chordata, Actinopteri, Syngnathiformes, Syngnathidae. Gene Ontology annotation, molecular function: GTPase activator activity. Gene Ontology annotation, biological process: activation of GTPase activity. The record is from RefSeq and is a predicted model, not a curated record. The transcript is spliced from 25 exons.